Molecule: messenger RNA, 1115 nt
Organism: Quercus lobata
Lineage: Eukaryota; Viridiplantae; Streptophyta; Magnoliopsida; Fagales; Fagaceae
Product: 60S ribosomal protein L7-4-like
Exons: 7
Coding region: 112-846 (244 amino acids)
Biological process (GO): maturation of LSU-rRNA from tricistronic rRNA transcript (SSU-rRNA, 5.8S rRNA, LSU-rRNA)
Cellular component (GO): cytosolic large ribosomal subunit
Molecular function (GO): RNA binding; structural constituent of ribosome
Source: RefSeq, a predicted model, not a curated record
AAAUCCCCACCGUUGGAUGAACCCUACAAAACCUCUGCUUUCCCUCACGGCCGGGAGAGAAAACCUAAUAAGUUCUCACUUCUCUCUAGUCUCCACGCACACAUCAGAAAGAUGGGUGAAGAGGCAGUCAAGACAGUGAUUCCAGAGUCAGUGUUGAAGAAGAGGAAGAGAGAGGAAGAGUGGGCAUUGGCAAAGAAGCAAGAUCUCGAGGCUACGAAAAAAAAGAACGCCGAAAAUCGGAAGUUGAUUUUCAAUAGGGCCAAGCUGUACUCAAAGGAGUAUGAACAGCAAGAGAAGGAGCUGAUUAGGUUGAAGCGUGAGGCAAAGUUGAAAGGUGGGUUUUAUGUUGACCCAGAGGCAAAGCUCCUGUUUAUCAUUCGCAUUCGUGGUAUCAAUGCCAUGCACCCAAAGACUAGAAAGAUCUUGCAGCUCUUGCGUUUGAGACAGAUCUUCAAUGGUGUAUUUUUGAAAGUGAACAAGGCCACAGUGAAUAUGCUCCAGAGGGUUGAGCCUUAUGUGACUUAUGGAUAUCCCAACUUGAAGAGUGUGAGGGAACUUAUCUAUAAGAGAGGAUAUGGAAAGUUGAACCAGCAGAGAACUGCUUUGACUGAUAACGCCAUCGUUGAACAGGCUCUGGGUAAGUACGGCAUUAUCUGCACGGAAGAUCUCAUCCAUGAGAUAAUGACAGUUGGACCUCACUUCAAGCAGGCAAACAACUUCCUGUGGCCAUUUAAACUGAAGGCACCCCUGGGUGGCCUAAAGAAGAAGAGAAACCACUAUGUUGAGGGAGGCGAUGCCGGAAAUCGAGAGAAUUUCAUCAAUGAGCUAAUCAGGAGAAUGAAUUAGACAACUGCACUUUUUUGUUAGUUGGAGGAGUGAGGUUUUUAUUUUUUUGUUACUGGCUUCUGGAAGUAAUCUGAACACCAAUUUUUCUGAAGUCCUGUCUGAAUUUAGAGACAAUUUUAUAUUAUUUGUUAAAGAUCAGAACUAGUUAAUGGUGUCUACCGUUGUUUUUACUAGUUGAUAUCCCGCCCGGAUGCAUGGUGCAUUUUGAUAAAUUUUGUAAGAAAUUAUUUGAUCCAUUGAUUUCAUGAAUACUAUUAUCCGUUUGUUUU